This is a messenger RNA of Dreissena polymorpha, 1413 nucleotides long. RefSeq lists its product as uncharacterized. The transcript has 4 exons. NCBI's taxonomy places the organism in Eukaryota, Metazoa, Mollusca, Bivalvia, Myida, Dreissenidae. The record is from RefSeq and is a predicted model, not a curated record. The coding region runs from base 624 to 1085 and encodes 153 amino acids.
AAAAUUGACGACAAUUACUAUAUAGCGCACAUUGAACGUAAAGUUUUGAUCAUAAAGAUGAUAUCAAUUACAUUAGAUAUUUGACAUAUUACGGAAAAGCUAUGUUAAAAAGUCAUCAAAGUGACAUGUAUGCACGAUUGAUCCACCACCAUCUUCAUCAUUCCAUCUUCGAUAGAGUUUGUGAUAAGUGUUUGGACCUGCGGAAUACUGUGAACCUGUAGUUGGAUAUAUGAUUCAACUCAUGGACCACCUCUUUUUAUGCAAAAAUGUGUUUACGGGUUUUAAUUUUAGAUUUUCUUAUCUGUUUUGUGAAUUACGAUCAUCCAUUUUUCAUGUUUAUAACAGAGAGGCAGCCGAGAAUGAACAGAGAGGCAGUAUUUUGACAGAGAGGCCACCGAUAUGCAUCUACACCGUGAAAUCGUGUUUACGUUGUGAAUUUAACAUUGACAGAUGUGACAUAUUUAUUAAAAAAUGUUUUAAGCUCGGGCGGAUAAACAGAAAUAGUUUAAACCAGCGUAGACUAGUAUUCUAGCCGUAUAUGUAUCUAUAUAUACCAGUAUUCCUUCGUAUGUGAUAGUGCGUUAUAACGUACAGAUAGAUGACGUUGAAAUUAUACCUUAACAAUGUUUUCAUUAUUGGUCGGUACUGUGUUUGCUUGCGUUUUGGGGAUGUGUGAAGGUGGGGAUGUGUUGGGCUGUACAUGCACAGUAAAGUCUACUAACUUGGAAUUAGGUUGUAAGUCAGAUUUCAUAUUUAAGACCCAAGUCAUAAGUGGAAUCAAAAACGAUUCAAUCGGUUUAUACUAUGACAUUAAGAAACCAAGCUAUGGAAACAUUUACAAGUUUAACUUUAAGGCCGACGUAUCAAAAGCUAACGAGGAAAAAAUAUACACGGCUGCAAUCAACUCAUGUGGCGUCCGUUUAACGAAAGGGACAUACGUUCUAUCAGGUAGUGUUGACUACAAACGAAACAAAAACAUGGGAAUCGGUGAGUGUUCCUCGUGGGUGGAGAGACUUCCAAUAAGCAAAGAGUCCAAUAUAUUGCUGAACAAGUUUAAACAAGAAACCGUUGUGUGUCCUGUGUAAAUUGAAGCUUCAAUAGACGCAUACACGUCGUCAUAAUGCAGUGCAUUUUAAAUCGCUAAGCACUAUUAAACAGCGGAAAUACAUGUACUAGUAAAACCGUUUGUUGUGACUACUAUGUUACUGAAAAUAAAACAUGAACAUCUACUACAUAGUCAAUGAAAUAACAUUAUUUCUGUAGACACAUAUGCAUAAGUGAACGUAUUAAACACUCAUAUUCUCUCUCACUUUUUGUUCGGGAUAUGACAAAAAUGAGCAGAUCAUGUUGUUGAUUUGUGUAUGAAUUCCAUUAUCUUUGACAUUGUUUUAAAAAUGAAUGUAAAAUAAAUUA